This is a messenger RNA of Ziziphus jujuba (common jujube), 1846 nucleotides long. Its product is annotated as AP2-like ethylene-responsive transcription factor At2g41710. Gene Ontology annotation, molecular function: DNA binding; DNA-binding transcription factor activity. The coding region runs from base 208 to 1485 and encodes 425 amino acids. NCBI's taxonomy places the organism in Eukaryota, Viridiplantae, Streptophyta, Magnoliopsida, Rosales, Rhamnaceae. The record is from RefSeq and is a predicted model, not a curated record. The transcript is spliced from 9 exons. Gene Ontology annotation, biological process: regulation of DNA-templated transcription.
AACGUGGACAAAUGCGUAAUUCUAGGUGAAUUCACUUCUGCUUCCUUCGUCUCUCUCUCUCUCUCUCACUGUAAUGGUAGUGUUGUAGUUUUUCCCCUUUCACAGUGAAACCCGAAAAAACAAAAACCCAAAUCUCUCUCUCAAACUGAAAUCACUCUCUCAAUUCGGAUUCUCUCUGCUAGGGUUAAAGGUGGUUGAGGUUCAUCUAUGGCUUCGUCUUCUUCUGAUGCCGGUUUGAAGUCUGAAUCUGGCGGCGGCGGCGGAAGUGCCGGUGGAGAAGCUUCGGAAGCAGUGAUGGCUAACGAUCAGCUGUUGCUGUACAGAGGGCUGAAGAAAGCGAAGAAAGAGAGGGGUUGUACGGCCAAGGAACGCAUCAGCAAAAUGCCUCCCUGUGCCGCCGGAAAACGGAGCUCUAUUUACCGUGGAGUUACUAGGCAUAGAUGGACGGGUCGCUAUGAAGCUCACCUUUGGGAUAAAAGCACCUGGAAUCAAAAUCAAAAUAAGAAGGGAAAGCAAGUGUAUUUGGGAGCUUAUGAUGAUGAAGAAGCUGCAGCUAGAGCAUAUGAUCUUGCUGCCUUGAAGUAUUGGGGUCCUGGGACCCUCAUUAAUUUUCCAGUCACCGAUUACACAAGAGAUCUCGAAGAAAUGCAGAAUGUGUCCAGAGAGGACUACCUUGCAUCUCUUAGGCGAAAGAGCAGUGGUUUCUCAAGGGGAAUCUCUAAAUACCGUGGGCUUUCCAGUCGGUGGGAAUCAUCAUUUGGACGUAUGGCCGGAUCUGAGUACUUAAAUAGCAUAAACUAUGGUGAUGAUUCAGCAACAGAAAGUGAGUUUAUAGGUGGUUAUUGCAUUGAAAGAAAGAUUGAUUUAACAGCUUACAUCAAGUGGUGGGGGCCCAACAAAACUCGUCAAGCGGAUGCUGGUGUAAAAUUGUCCGAAGAAACUAAACAUUGUUGUUCUGGAGAUGUUGGGGGUGAACUUAAAUCACUGGAAUGGGCAGUUCAGCCUACUGAACCAUACCAGAUGCCUCGUUUAGGCAUGUCCCAUGAAGGUAAAAAACAUGCAGGUUCUAAAGUAUCUGCCUUGAGCAUCUUGUCCCGGUCAGCUGCCUAUAAGAAUUUGCAAGAGAAAGCAUCAAAAAAAGAAGAAAACAAUGCAGAUAAUGAUGAGAACAAAAACAAAAAUAUUAUUAACAAGACAGACUAUGGCAAGGCAGUUGAGAAAUCCACGAGUCAUGAUGGUGGAAAUGAGAAACUUGGAGUUUCAAUAGGAAUGGGUGGAGGAUUGUCUCUCCAGAGAAAUGUGUUCUCGUUAAGUCCUUUUUUGUCUUCACCACUUCUGACCAACUACAACACCAUGGAUCCAUUGGUAGAUCCCCUUCUUUGGACAUCUCUUGCUCCUGUUCUUCCUUCUGGAAUUAACCGUACACCUGAGGUUACAAAGACUGAGAAUAGUUCGUCUUUCACUUUAUUUCAGCCGGGUGAAUGAUGGCACAAAUCCUUAAGCUCUACAUAUUGAUAGAAAGACUGAUAUUUGCCUGGCCUUUUAUUGUGGAAGUCAAGGUAAUUGCUACACUGUGCAGCAAACAUCAACAAAAGCCUAUGGAAAGCUAACUGAAUCCUGAGAAUGAGGAGCUUUUACUUAUUUUUGCCGGCUUUUAUUUCUUUUGGCUCUUGAGAACAUAGGGGGGGGAAAAUUAUAUUUGUAUCCGUAGAAAGAUGGAAAUAUAAUGUAAAAAAUUUCCAAUAUCCAGAUGUAUUAGCUGUAUCAUAGCUUGCCUGUAUCAAAAUUGUGUCUGAAGAGUUGGACCUAGUACUUUUUCCUUGAAUAAACGAAAGAGGUUAAUUUC